UCGGGGAGCUUGGCGAUGGCGGCUGCCGGGGACGCUUCGCGGGAGCCGGCGGCCUCGGAACCGCCGGCGGAGCUGCCUGCCUCGGUGCGGGCGAGCAUCGAGCGGAAGCGGCAGCGGGCGCUGAUGCUGCGCCAGGCCCGGCUGGCGGCCCGGCCCUAUCCGGCGACGGCGGCGGCGGCUACCGGAGGUGUGGCUAAUGUAAAAGCAGCCCCAAGGAUCAUUGACACAGGAGGAGGCUUCAUUCUGGAAGAGGAAGAAGAAGAGCAACGUACAACUGGAAAAGUUGUCCAUCAACCAGGACCUGUUAUGGAAUUUGAUUAUGCAAUCUGUGAAGAGUGUGGUAAAGAAUUUAUGGAUUCUUACCUUAUGACCCACUUUGAUCUGGCAACUUGUGAUAACUGCAGAGAUGCUGAUGAUAAACAUAAGCUCAUAACAAAAACAGAAGCCAAACAAGAGUACCUUCUGAAAGACUGUGAUUUAGAGAAAAGAGAGCCGGCUCUUAAAUUUAUUGUGAAGAAGAAUCCUCAUCAUUCACAAUGGGGUGAUAUGAAACUCUACUUAAAAUUACAGAUUGUGAAGAGGUCUCUUGAAGUUUGGGGUAGUCAGGAAGCAUUAGAGGAAGCAAAGGAAGCUCGACAGGAAAACCGAGAGAAGAUGAAACAGAAGAAGUUUGAUAAGAAAGUAAAAGAAUUACGGCGAGCAAUAAGAAGCAGCGUGUGGAAAAGGGAGACAGUUGCUCAUCAGCAUGAGUAUGGACCAGAGGAAAACCUAGAGGAGGACAUGUAUCGGAAGAUUUGUACUGUGUGUGGCCAUGAGCUGACCUAUGAGAAGAUGUGACUUAAGUUAUUCACAGAUGAAUGGGACACUCGUGUAAAUAAUGCUUCUGGAAGAAAUAUAUAUGUUACAGCUUCA
Neogale vison (American mink) is the source of this 912-nucleotide messenger RNA. RefSeq names its product XPA, DNA damage recognition and repair factor (gene XPA). The transcript is spliced from 6 exons. The record is from RefSeq and is a predicted model, not a curated record. Gene Ontology annotation, molecular function: damaged DNA binding. Gene Ontology annotation, cellular component: nucleotide-excision repair factor 1 complex. NCBI's taxonomy places the organism in Eukaryota, Metazoa, Chordata, Mammalia, Carnivora, Mustelidae. The coding region runs from base 16 to 837 and encodes 273 amino acids. Gene Ontology annotation, biological process: base-excision repair; nucleotide-excision repair involved in interstrand cross-link repair; UV-damage excision repair.